This is a messenger RNA of Acanthocheilonema viteae, 342 nucleotides long. The record is from the annotation of a GenBank genome assembly. Lineage: Eukaryota; Metazoa; Nematoda; Chromadorea; Rhabditida; Onchocercidae.
AUGUGCCGAGAUUCAAUAACAAAUGUCGGAAUAAUCGAGAAUAGCGUUGUUGGUGAACCGACAGUGGAAUGCGGUCUGGAUGGUAUUGAAAUCGAUGUGAUCACUCUGAAUUCAUUUUUUGGCAGAUUGUAUGUUCAGGGUGAAAGUGAUGAUCCAAAUUGUGUAACAUCACAUUAUGAGGAUGAGCAGCAACAAUUGUACACUCUCGAUAGAACAGCAAACGAGCAACAGUUAAAAUUUUCGCUGAAAUUUGGUGAAUGCAAUAUGCGUCGUCAGCGUACGCUGAAUCCACGUGGUGUUGCUUACACAUUUACGCUGAUUGUAUCAUUCCAUCCGGUAUGA